AUGAGUAGUCCCAGGAGGAGGAUUGAGACUGAUGAUGUACGAAAUAUAGGGAAUACCCCGAAAUCUCCCUCUCGAAACGCGGCCCCCAGCGAUGCUAACAUUUUAAGACAGCGUCGCCCGUACUCUGACACUCCGUUUGCCCAGCUAACCAGUCCCCUAGUGCAAGAGUUUUAUGUCAGGUUCAAGGGGCCUGCUGAGACGCCAUUCGAAGGCGGUCUCUGGAAAGUCCACGUCGAGUUGCCCGAUGCCUAUCCUUAUAAAUCUCCUAGCAUCGGAUUCGUGAAUCGAAUUUUCCAUCCCAAUAUUGAUGAGCUCUCGGGCUCUGUUUGCCUGGAUGUCAUUAACCAGACGUGGUCGCCAAUGUUCGAUAUGAUCAAUAUUUUCGAAGUGUUCCUGCCCCAGCUCCUGCGAUACCCCAACCCGACCGACCCUCUCAACGGCGAAGCCGCCGCACUCCUGAUCCGCGAGCCCAAGAGCUAUGACGCCAAGGUCAAGGAGUACGUGCAGAAGUAUGCCAAUAAAGACGCCGCCGACGAGGCCGGCGCCGAGAGCGAGGAUGACGACGACAUGUCCUCCGUAGCCAGCUUUGGCGAGGAAGACGACGAAGAACCCGCCGGCCAGAUGGACGACGUAUAG
Molecule: messenger RNA, 636 nt
Organism: Cordyceps fumosorosea ARSEF 2679
Lineage: Eukaryota; Fungi; Ascomycota; Sordariomycetes; Hypocreales; Cordycipitaceae
Product: Ubiquitin-conjugating enzyme
Exons: 7
Coding region: 1-636 (211 amino acids)
Biological process (GO): protein polyubiquitination; ubiquitin-dependent protein catabolic process
Cellular component (GO): nucleus
Molecular function (GO): ubiquitin conjugating enzyme activity
Source: RefSeq, a predicted model, not a curated record